Hippoglossus stenolepis (Pacific halibut) is the source of this 4076-nucleotide messenger RNA. RefSeq names its product phosphatidylinositol binding clathrin assembly protein a (gene picalma). The record is from RefSeq and is a predicted model, not a curated record. Gene Ontology annotation, biological process: clathrin-dependent endocytosis; synaptic vesicle budding from presynaptic endocytic zone membrane; clathrin coat assembly. Lineage: Eukaryota; Metazoa; Chordata; Actinopteri; Pleuronectiformes; Pleuronectidae. Bases 367 to 2586 code for a protein of 739 amino acids. Gene Ontology annotation, molecular function: SNARE binding; 1-phosphatidylinositol binding; phosphatidylinositol-4,5-bisphosphate binding. Gene Ontology annotation, cellular component: clathrin-coated pit; clathrin-coated vesicle; synaptic vesicle. The transcript has 24 exons.
AUUUUUGUUCUGUCUGUCUGGCCGCGGUAUGUGAGGAAGACUUGAACGGGAAGGGACGAAGACGCCGUAGACGCGAGGGAGCGAUUUAAAGACUGGGUGCGUAUCUUACACUCGUGAAAUGUGGACGGUUCUUACUGCAGGUCCAGUCACUGUCUUCUACCAAAUUCUAUCUCCUGUUAGUUAGCCUGCUAGCCAGCUAGCUCCCACGCGCAGUGUCUCGCCUGCUGUCGCCUCAGUGUCUCUUGUCUCCAGGGUUGUCAGGUGGCACAGAGCCUUUGAAGACCGACACCGUCCACUGUCCCCGGCUCUUCCACUGCCUCUGGAGACGUGUCUGCAGCGGCGAGCGUGUGUUCGAUCGGAUACAGGAUGUCUGGCCAGAGCAUUACAGACAGGAUAACCGCCGCACAGCACAGUGUCACCGGCUCGGCGAUUACCAAAACUGUGUGCAAGGCGACCACGCAUGAAAUCAUGGGGCCGAAAAAGAAACAUUUGGACUACUUGAUUCAGUGCACGAAUGAGAUGAAUGUGAACAUCCCUCAGCUGGCUGACACACUGUUUGAGAGGACCACUAACACCAGCUGGGUUGUUGUCUUCAAGUCCCUCACCACUACACACCAACUGAUGGUCUACGGCAAUGAGAGAUUCAUUCAGUAUCUGGCUUCAAGGAACACACUAUUCAACCUGAGCAAUUUUUUGGACAAAAGUGGAUUACAAGGCUAUGAUAUGUCAACGUUCAUAAGGAGGUAUAGCCGCUACCUGAAUGAGAAGGCUGUGUCCUACAGACAAGUUGCUUUUGACUUCACUAAAGUAAAAAGAGGGUCCGAUGGGUUGAUGAGAACGAUGAACACAGAGAAACUCCUCAAGACCAUCCCUAUCAUCCAAAAUCAGAUGGAUGUGUUACUUGAUUUCAAUGUCACCUCUGAAGAGCUUAAAACAACUCCACCUGUCUUCCAGGUCAAUGCCAACGAACUGACAAAUGGUGUGAUCAACGCAGCUUUCAUGCUUCUCUUCAAAGAUGCGAUCCGACUCUUUGCUGCCUACAAUGAAGGCAUAAUCAACCUCCUGGAGAAAUACUUUGACAUGAAGAAAGUCCAGUGCAAAGAAGGACUUGAUAUCUACAAAAAAUUCCUUACACGAAUGACAAGAAUCUCAGAGUUCCUCAAAGUUGCAGAGCAAGUGGGGAUUGAUAGAGGAGACAUCCCAGAUUUGUCUCAGUUUACAGUUUGUGCCCCCAGCAGCCUGCUGGAUGCCCUGGAACAGCACUUGGCCUCUUUAGAGGGAAAGAAAGUCAAAGACUCAACAGCAGCCAGCAGGGCCAGCACCCUCUCCAGUGCGGUCUCUUCCCUGGCCAACACCGGCAUCUCUUUCACCAAAGUGGACGAGAGGGAAAAACAGGCAGCCCUGGAGGAAGAGCAGUCUCGUCUAAAAACACUAAAAGAGCAGCGUCUUAAAGACCUCCAGAGGAAUCCUGCAACCGCAACCACAGACUCCUCCCCUGUCUCCACAUUGGGUGGAACAAUCAAUUCAGCCCCUGCCAUUGACCUCUUCUCCACCCCCAGCUCCACCAACAGCACGUCCAAGGCAGCCAAUGACCUUCUGGACCUGCAGCCAACCUUCCAGCAGUCGCUGCCUCCCACCACCAAUAACUCAUGGGGAGAUCCUUUUAACUAUGCUGCAGAAGCUGUGGAGGAUUCUACUCCAAACUCAAACCCUUUCAUCACAAUACCUGUUGUCGAUGCUGUCCACCCGUCCACGGUGUCCUCGGACGCUGGCAGUCUGUCCUCUCGGACACCUAGUCAUGAAGUGUUCGAUCAUUACACUCCUUUUUUUGACUCCAGCUCUUCGCUGACAUCUGAUCUUGAAACUGGUGCACAGAUAGAGACAUUUAUCACAGACUCCUUCUGUGGGCCAAGCCCUUACACCACCCUCUUCCAAUCUGAGCCCCCUGCUGUAGCUGGUCUAUUCAGAGGGUUUACAGCCUCCCCAACACCACAGCAGCCACAAAACUCUCGAGGCCUUAACGUCGACUUUGACUCAGUAUUUGGCAACAACACUAAUGGUAACAACCUGGAUUCCACUGGUGGCAUCCUCAAACCCACAGUGACAUCCUCACCCAAUCAGAGCAUGACCCUGAAUGGCCAACAACCCAACAAACUUGUGUCCAAUGACCUGGACUCCUCACUGGCCAAUCUUGUCGGCAAUCUAGGAAUGAACAACGGCACAGCAAAGAAUGAUCUUCACUGGAGUCAGCCUGGUGAGAGGAAGCUGACAGGUGGAAGCAACUGGCAACCCAAGUCAGCACCUUCCACCACCUGGAACCCUGCAACCAUGGCUCCAUCUGUCAUGGCCUACCCUGCAACCACACCGACAGGCAUGAUGGCAUGUGCAAUGCCUCCUCACAUGGGCUCCAUGAUGAUGACACAGCCCACUAUGAUGUACAACCAGCCUGUGAUGAGGCCGGCCAACCCCUUCGGCCCCAACCCAGGUGCUCAGUCCCCCACAACCUCUAGUCCCUCCAGUCUCAGCCCCCUCAGAGCUCCAGGGAAGGACCCCUUUGCACAGCUCUUUCUACAGAAUUUUUUAUAGAGCAUCUUUAGAUGCAGUUUAUGUAACCUGAGGAGGGGGGGGAGUCUUUCCCAUCUGAAGAUGAUUCACAACAAAGUCAAGUAUCAGAGCGAACCUGCAGUUUGCUCCUAAUGAACUCACCUCUCUGAGAAGGAAAGACCCAAAUAAGACUGAAUAACAUCACGGUGACUCAGGGUGGCUCCAGACCGCUCACUGGACAUCGUGCCCAUCUCGUCAUGUCUAAGUCACAGUGGAGGAGGAGGAGGAGGAGGAGGAGGAGGGAGCGUGUGCUGCCAUUCAAAUCAUGUGGACUCAUGUGGACAGGGAUCAGCCCAUACUGUAUCCUGGACUAAGAGAAACUCAACACCUAAAGGGAGGGACUUCUGACAUCACCGUUUGUGUACAUGGAAAAAAGAAAAGAGGGUUGUUGCGUGUGCACACAAACACACACACAAAAAAACAUUUUUGAGUUGUCCCUUACUGUUUUCGUUCCUCUUUCUCCAGGCGAGGCUGGAAAGUUGCCUCCUUUGAUCAUGAUUAUUUCCCCCAAACUUCCUCAAAUUAAGACAAUUGCAAAAUCCAGUUUAUACCACACUUUUUUUUUUUCUUUUGUGUUCUUUGUAUGUAUUGUUUGCAGUAGACAUUCCUUGUAUAUUGUUUGUAUUUAUUUAUGAUUACCUAUCGAGAGGAUGACAUUAUCAAACAAAAUGUAAAUGUAACCAGUCACUGACCUGCCUCAUGUGGAAGGUCUUCAGGUUUAUACAUAGGUAUGAUUGAUUGUAGAAUUGGAUUUUGAGUGAUUGAGACGAUUUUUUUUUAAACAAACAAAAAAAGUUAAUAUAAAGUUUAAAAAAAGAUGACACGUUUUGCUGCUGGGGCACUAAAUAUUCUCUGUACUCGCAUGAUGCCUUGUACAGUUAUCUGUGGCUCGGGUGUGGGGGGUUGUCAACACUGAGGAUCUGUAUCAAAGUAAUUAUUCAUUAACACCAUCAAAUCUGCUAAUCUAUGACAUAAGUUUCUAUGAAUUUGACCACAUGUUUCACGUCAGCAGAAGCACUACAUUGUACGAUGGAGGCAGCAUUGCAUUGGAAAGGAAUUGCUGUUUCUGCUUUUGAUGCUUUUCGCAUGUCAUUUAUUCUUCCAUUUAACAAAGCUCCUGGCUGCCCCCUUUCUCUGGCCUGAAUGUGCUGGGUCGCUUUCAUGGUUAGAUCAUGUUUUCAUAGGCCAGCACCUGGGUGUUUCGGGCACUGUGGGGGAUGGGGUGGAGGUGGGGUUGGGGCCACUAAGGUCCAGUGGUGCAGGAGAAUGGAGCACUGUUGAUCGGUGCUUUGUGUAUAUAGAACUGAUCCUGCAGACGAGGGGUGGGGUGUGGAUAUGAAAGAUGGCCUGAACAUGAAAGUGGCCCCUAAUCCAUUAACUGAGCAUAUUUGUUGCAUUGUCCCUGCAGAUUAUAGUUUUUGUUUGAUUUUUUUUUUGUUUUGUUUCCCAAUAAAUUGCAAGCUUCCACAAUC